AUUUAAUAUCACAUAUUAAUUUUUAAUGUGGAAAUUACUGUUAAUAGCCUUAAGUAUUGCACAAUUUAGAACCCAGGAAGAUGAAUUAAGUGAAGAAGAUUAAGAAUCUAUAUUCUAAUAAUAGGAUUGUAUUAAUAAAUGAUUAAUUGAUAGAAUAACAAAAUUAUUAUUAACAAUAACAAUAUGGAUGCAUUAUUUUAACAAAAUAUCACCUUUAGGAAAGAAGUCAAGAAUUAAUGUAGUUAUUUAAAUCGAUUUCAAAUGAUUUAGAUAAAAGAAAUGCAUAUGAAAAAUUAUAAGCUUAAUUAGUGAUGUAAUGCAUACAAAAAAUCUAAUAUUAAUAAUUGGCUGAUCUUUUUAAUUAAUUGAGAUAAUAAACAUUUAAAUAUUAAGAUUUCUAAGAUGUUUUCAUGAUGACUGAUUUGAGUUUAGAAGAUGAUUACACAUUAACAGAUUAAGAAAAGAUAUUAUCAAAAGAAAUUGAAGUAUUCAUUUUAAUUAAUCUAGCAAUUUGAUAAAAACAUGUAAGAAUAAUAAAAAAAAUAUAAAUAAGAAUAAGGUUAUGAUGAUGAUGAUGAUGAUGAAGAAGUAGAUCCAAGAAGAAGAUAAUAACCAUAAGGUUAUAAAUUAUUUGGAGUUGAUUUAUCAAAACUAUCAAAUACAACAUAAAUGAUUAUCUUUGUUGGUUUGAUUUCACUUUUUAGUGUCAUUCUAUUUUUAGGUUUAUAUCACUAUUUAUUUUUAAUAGGUUUAAGAUUUGUACAAUAGCAUACAUAAGGUCCAGUAAAGAGAGUUAAAAAAGACAAAAAAGUUAAAUAAAAAUGAGG
This is a messenger RNA of Paramecium primaurelia, 827 nucleotides long. Lineage: Eukaryota; Ciliophora; Oligohymenophorea; Peniculida; Parameciidae. The record is from the annotation of a GenBank genome assembly.